This is a messenger RNA of Vicia villosa (hairy vetch), 654 nucleotides long. RefSeq names its product sulfiredoxin, chloroplastic/mitochondrial. Gene Ontology annotation, cellular component: cytoplasm. Bases 69 to 446 code for a protein of 125 amino acids. Gene Ontology annotation, molecular function: sulfiredoxin activity. Gene Ontology annotation, biological process: cellular response to oxidative stress. Lineage: Eukaryota; Viridiplantae; Streptophyta; Magnoliopsida; Fabales; Fabaceae. The record is from RefSeq and is a predicted model, not a curated record. The transcript is spliced from 4 exons.
UUUUUGUCUAUAAAUAAAUAAAUAAACCACAUAAAAAAAUUGGUGGAAAGAAGAAUAAGAGAAAAAAAAUGGCAAAUUUUGUUCUGCGGGUUCCAAUUCCUUUGAGGAGUUUCAGUGUAUCUGCUUCAUCCAACUCCAGCGGAGCUGUUUCUGGAAGCAGUUCUGAUAAGAGUGGUGGUCCAGUGAUAAUUGAACUUCCUUUAGAUAAGAUAAGAAGACCUUUAAUGAGGACUAGAUCAAAUGAUCAAAUUAAAGUUCAACAACUCAUGGAUAGUAUUAGUGAAAUUGGUCUUCAAGUACCUAUCGAUGUGCUCGAGGUUGAUGGAAACUAUUAUGGUUUUUCCGGGUGUCACCGAUAUGAGGCUCACCAGCGACUUGGACUCCCUACCAUACGCUGUAAAAUACGGCGUGGGACGAAAGAGACUCUAAGGCAUCAUAUGCGCUGAAAUAUUUGAUCAUUUUAUAUCAUUUGGAGAUGCUACAUGCCAAUUACAAUUAGUGUGGUUCUAUUCCAAGUAAUGACAACAGUGAUUCAGUUCGAUCAUAUAAUAGAUGAUAAAUCAUGUAUGCAUAUAUGAAGAUGCAAAUGUUUCUUGUUGAUGAUCAAUAGUAUACUUCAUUGUUACUACUAAAAGUAUACAAAUUAUAAUCCAA